Molecule: messenger RNA, 802 nt
Organism: Dendrobium catenatum
Lineage: Eukaryota; Viridiplantae; Streptophyta; Magnoliopsida; Asparagales; Orchidaceae
Exons: 1
Coding region: 17-802 (261 amino acids)
Cellular component (GO): plasma membrane
Source: RefSeq, a predicted model, not a curated record
CAUUCCCCAAAUCACCAUGCACCGCCCGAGCCCACCAUCCGAUUCCGACCAACAUGCCGACCGCCGCCGGCUGCCUACUCCACCGCCCAGCCGUCCCGACCAAGCCCAAACUUCGAAACCCCUCGCUACGCACCACGAUCUAAUCAACAACUACCCUUCCCACCGCCCACGCCUAAAGCCUCCGCCUUUAAAGCGCACGAGUCCCCUCGCUUGGUUCGCGGCCAUCUGCUGCGCCCUCUUCUGGACCAUCAUCAUCCUCGGCGGCCUCGCCGUCCUCAUCAUCUACCUUCUCUUCCGCCCGCGCAAUCCCCAUCUCGACAUCCCACAAGCCACUCUCAAUGCCGCCUACCUCGACAUCGACAUCGACAGUAAUACAACCCUCCUCAACGCCGACCUCACCCUCCUCGCCAAUUUCUCAAAUCCUAACCAUAAAGUUGAUGUCGUCUUCACUCUGCUUGACCUAGACCUCUACUUUGGGGCCACGCUUGUGGCCGCCGCGGCGCUGAAUCCGUUUUCCGAGCGGAGGGGGGAGUCGGCGUUGAGGAGUGUGCAUAUGGUGGCGAGUCAGGUGGCGUUGCCGGAAAAGGAGGCGGAGGAGUGGAGGAGGCAGGAAGAGGAAGGGGCUGCGGGGAGUGGGGGAGGGAAUGGGUUGAUGAUGGAGGUGCGUGGGACGAUGAGGACGAGGUCGGAGUUGGGUGGUUUGCUGAGAUUUAGUUAUUGGUUGCAUUGUCGGUGUGGGAUUGUGAUGGGGGCGCCGCCGGGCGGGGCUUUGAAAAACGUUAGCUGUAGAACGAAGCGGUAG